Meriones unguiculatus (Mongolian gerbil) is the source of this 3941-nucleotide messenger RNA. RefSeq names its product ssemaphorin 4F (gene Sema4f). The record is from RefSeq and is a predicted model, not a curated record. The coding region runs from base 134 to 2458 and encodes 774 amino acids. Lineage: Eukaryota; Metazoa; Chordata; Mammalia; Rodentia; Muridae. The transcript has 14 exons. Gene Ontology annotation, molecular function: chemorepellent activity; semaphorin receptor binding. Gene Ontology annotation, biological process: negative regulation of axon extension involved in axon guidance; axon guidance; negative chemotaxis.
GGGUCGUGUUUCAUCUCUCCGCUGCAGGCCGAGCUCGGCCGAGGGGACCCGAGAGGGGCCGAGGCCCGCACUGUAGCGGUACCGAGCAAGAGGCUGCCGGACGCGCCCCACCCGGCACCAGGCGGAGCCAGAGAUGCUGGCUAGGGCCGAGCGGCCCCGCCCGGGCCCCCGGCCGCCUCUGGUCUCGCCCUUCCCGCCUCCGCUGCUGCUGCUGCUGGCGAUGCUGAGCGCCCCGGUGUGCGGCCGCGUCCCCCGCUCGGUGCCCAGAACCUCCCUGGCCAUCUCCGAAGCUGACUCCUAUCUCACCCGGUUUGCUGCCCCUCAUACCUACAAUUACUCUACUCUCCUCGUGGACCCUGCUUCUCACACACUUUAUGUCGGUGCUCGGGACAGCAUCUUUGCGUUAACCCUGCCCUUCUCGGUGGAGAGACCCCGAAGGAUCGACUGGACGGUGCCUGAGACUCACAGACAGAACUGUAGGAAGAAAGGCAAGAAAGAGGACGAAUGUCACAAUUUCAUCCAGAUUCUCGCCAUUGUCAAUGCCUCUCACCUCCUCACUUGUGGCACCUUCGCUUUUGAUCCGAAGUGCGGGGUUAUUGAUGUGUCCAGUUUCCAGCAGGUUGAAAGACUUGAGAGUGGCCGGGGGAAAUGUCCUUUUGAGCCAGCUCAGCGGUCAGCAGCUGUAAUGGCUGGGGGCGUCCUCUACACUGCCACUGUGAAAAACUUCCUGGGGACGGAGCCCAUCAUCUCCCGAGCUGUGGGUCGUGCUGAGGACUGGAUUCGAACAGAGACCUUGUCAUCCUGGCUUAAUGCCCCAGCCUUUGUCGCAGCCAUGGUCCUGAGCCCGGCUGAGUUGGGGGAUGAAGUUGGAGAUGAUGAAAUCUUCUUCUUCUUCACGGAGACCUCCCGGGUGUUGGACUCAUAUGAACGCAUCAAGGUCCCUCGUGUGGCCCGAGUGUGUGCGGGGGACCUUGGGGGCAGGAAGACCCUUCAACAGAGAUGGACAACAUUUCUAAAGGCUGACCUGCUGUGUCCAGGCCCUGAGCAUGGCCGGGCCUCGGGGGUCCUGCAGGAUAUGACAGAGCUUCGGCCUCAGCCUGGGGCGGGGACCCCCGUCUUUUACGGCGUCUUCUCCUCCCAGUGGGAAGGAGCUACCAUCUCUGCUGUGUGUGCCUUCCGACCCCAAGACAUUCGGGCAGUGCUGAAUGGUCCCUUUAGAGAGCUAAAACAUGACUGCAACAGGGGACUGCCUGUCAUGGACAACGAGGUGCCCCAGCCCAGACCUGGAGAGUGCAUCACCAACAACAUGAAGCUCCAGCAGUUUGGGUCCUCACUCUCCUUGCCAGACCGCGUGCUCACCUUCAUCAGAGACCACCCGCUCAUGGACAGGCCAGUGUUCCCAGCGGAUGGCCGCCCCCUGCUGGUCACUACCGAUACAGCCUAUCUCAGACUUGUGGCCCACAGGGUGCCCAGCCUCUCGGGGAAGGAAUAUGAUGUGCUCUACCUGGGGACAGAGGACGGACAUGUCCACCGGGCUGUGCGCACUGGAGCUCAGCUCAGCGUCCUGGAGGAUCUGGCCUUGUUCCCAGAACCAAAGCCAGUUGAGAGCAUGAAAUUGUACCAUGGUUGGCUCCUGGUGGGCUCCCACACUGAGGUGACACAAGUGAACACCAGCAACUGUGGCCGUCUCCAGAGCUGCUCGGAGUGUAUCCUGGCCCAGGACCCUGUGUGUGCCUGGAGCUUCCGGCUUGACGCCUGUGUGGCCCACGCCGGGGAGCACCGAGGGAUGGUCCAAGACAUCGAGUCAGCAGAUGUGUCUGCUUUGUGUCCGAAAGAACCUGGAGAACACCCGGUAGUGUUUGAAGUUCCGGUGGCCACUGCGGGCCAUGUGGUCCUGCCGUGUUCCCCUAGUUCGGCCUGGGCAUCCUGUGUGUGGCACCAGCCCAGUGGAGUGACCGCACUCACCCCCCGGAGGGAUGGGCUGGAGGUGGUGGUGACCCCCGGGGCCAUGGGGGCUUAUGCCUGUGAGUGUCAGGAGGGCGGAGCAGCCCGCGUGGUGGCUGCUUACAGCUUGGUGUGGGGCAGCCAGCGGGGACCCUCACACCGGACCCACACAGUGGUGGGGGCUGGACUGGUUGGCUUUUUCCUGGGGGUUCUUGCAGCAUCCCUCACUCUCCUCCUGAUUGGUCGCCGCCAGCAGCGUCGGCGUCAGAGGGAACUUUUAGCUAGAGACAAGGUGGGCUUAGACCUGGGGGCUCCACCUUCUGGGACCACAAGCUACAGCCAAGACCCUCCCUCUCCUUCUCCUGAAGAUGAAAGGCUGCCCCUGGCCCUGGGCAAGAGGGGCAGUGGUUUCGGUGGCUUCCCUCCACCCUUCCUGCUGGAUUCUUGCCCAAGCCCCGCCCACAUCCGGCUCACUGGGGCUCCUCUAGCCACGUGCGAUGAGACAUCCAUCUAGAGCCAGGAGCGUGACUGCCAGCCCAUGAGCAAUCACUGGAACUAGCGGCUACCAUGACCUGGGUCACUGCACCUGGGAGGUGACAUGGCUGCUCAGUGCUCAGGAGCCUGUGUGAUCACUGGACGUCACUGUCUGUUCCUGGACCUGGAUGGGCUGAGGGGCAGCCUUUGCCUGGUUCUUGAUUCUCAUGAGAGAUCAGUCGUGUGGGAUGAAGCAAGGACGUAGCUCUGACUUGCUCUGUGGUGGGCCGGGACAGAAGGAAGCACCGCAGAGGCUGUCGGGGUGGCUGUAUGAUUUUCCAGUUUGCUGGCUCCGGGGAGCGCAUGAUCCCCUGACUGCCUUGAGAUCUCCUGCAUCUCAGUUUCCCUAUGUUCCUGGGAGAGUGUGUGUGUGCACACUGGUGUGCCUAGACCUGUCCCUUUGUGCAUGAAGGACAGGGCCAGUGCCUAGGGCUCUUGGGGGUAGGAGGGCAAAGCUGGAAUGGAGGACAUUGCCCAUACAGCUUUACCCUCUGUAGCCCAUGAGGGAAACCACACACCCUCACCACCCCACAGAGCUUCUUUAACUUUGAGCAAAGUUCCCAAAGUGACCUUCUGGGUGGGAAGGGCAGCAGGACAUGUGGCCCCCAUCCUUCUCCCUGUCUUUACCCUCUGGCCACCACCACUGCCAUGCCACCGCUGUGCUUUCCUUGGCUGGAGUGGAGGCUGAGCCCGCUUUUCUUGGCUCCCAUUUAAAUGAACUUCACAACAUUCUGAAUUUGGGGCAGGACAAAAGGAGCCCAGAAAGGUGUGUAGGGAAUACAAGCAAGUUAAAGGUAUAUUCGCCUCAGUGACUUUCACCCUUGCCCUAAAGCAGGAAUACCCUGGCUGGGGUCCACGGAGUCCCUGAAAUUGUAUGCAAAAUGUCUGUUUGUGUGUGUCUAUUUUGGGGUGUGUGUGUGUGAUGGCUUUCAUCAGAUGUUCAAGGCCUUAAUGAGGUUAAAGGACCACAGCUCAUUGUUGCCAUGCUUGGGCCGAGCGGAGGAGGCACCACUCUGUGGCAGCUCCUCCGUGGCUUGCCGCCUGUGGCCGGUCCCUAGACGCGCUGCUGCCGAGACCCCACGUCCCUCCAGUCCUUGGAAGUUAGGCUCUGCACGUGCUUGAAGACAGUCACCCUUCUUGCGUUGUAAUCCCGUGUGCUCUGCUUCUGCUCAGUCCUGGCCUGUGAACGUGCCUCGUCCGUCCCUGGUGAGGGACCUCACGCUUCAGUGAUGACGCAGCCCUUUCCAGUUGAAGUUUCUGCUCCACUUUCCUUGACAGCAGCCUGUGAACUCCUCAAGAGUCCCCUUGGGUUUGGAGUUAUCAGUGGUUUUGAGUGGGACCUUUGGCUCAUAAUUUAAACUAGGGUUAUUGGUUUAUUCAUCUAUAAAGCGGGGAUAUACCUACCUCAGGGUUGCUGCAAGGAUCAAAUGAGGAAAUGUGUAAACAAUAAAGCAUUACCUAUA